AUGCGUUUCUCAUCCCUCGUUUCCUUCGCCAUCGCAGGCGCAUCCAUUUGCACAGCGCUGCCUAGGAAUCUGACCAACUUCCUGCUCGUCACUACAUCGCAAAUAGACCCGAGUGCGAAUACCUCGGAACUCAAAGCCGUAUCCGCUACUUCGUUAUUCGACCCCUUCCACCAGCCCGCCCUCCUCCUCCGCCUAACAGGCCCUGGUUACGGAUCCCUCCCCAACUUCACUUUAGCAGAUGGAACGCUAUCAACCAUGGCCCUAGCACCCUUCGGUAACACAUACGAGCGUUUCAAUAGCACUGUCGUGACAACGGGGUCGGAGCUACAGUUCCUCGCAUCGGUGCAGCCAGCGGGCAACAUUGCGUUGGAUGACGGCUACCUCUUGACUGUGGACGGACAGAGAGAAGGAUGGACGAUUUGCGAGGGUGCGUUGGAUAAUGAGGUGUUGAGCUGGAGGGGGAAUGCGAGUGACUGCACGAAGACAUAUGUGCAUGCUGUGUUGAAGGCACCUUACUAG
Alternaria atra is the source of this 519-nucleotide messenger RNA. RefSeq lists its product as uncharacterized. The transcript is spliced from 2 exons. The record is from RefSeq and is a predicted model, not a curated record. Bases 1 to 519 code for a protein of 172 amino acids. NCBI's taxonomy places the organism in Eukaryota, Fungi, Ascomycota, Dothideomycetes, Pleosporales, Pleosporaceae.